AUGAGUGGCCGCAGCCCCGGCGCCGUAGCCCCACAGGUUCCUCCUUCACUUUCCACAGUGGAACCGGAGACGAGCGGAGCCUGAACGUGAGAUCCCAGGCAGAAGGAGGGAAGACCCCCUGACAAACAUGGACGUGGAAACCAAAAUUAAGAAGAUGGGCUUAGGUCAUGAGCAAGGAUUUGGAGCCCCCUGUUUAAAAUGCAAAGAGAAAUGUGAAGGAUUCGAACUGCACUUCUGGAGAAAAAUAUGUCGUAACUGCAAGUGCGGCCAAGAAGAACAUGAUAUUCUCUUAAGCAAUGAAGAGGAUCGAAAAGUGGGGAGACUUUUUGAAGACACCAAGUACAGCACCCUGAUUGCAAAACUAAAAUCAGAUGGAAUUCCUAUGUAUAAACGUAAUGUUAUGAUACUGACCAACCCAGUUCCUGCCAAGAAGAAUGUCUCCAUCAACACAGUUACCUAUGAAUGGGCUCCUCCGGUCCAGAAUCAGGCAUUGGCCAGGCAGUACAUGCAGAUGUUGCCCAAGGAAAAACAGCCAGUGGCAGGCUCGGAGGGGGCACAGUACCGGAAGAAGCAGCUGGCCAAGCAGCUCCCUGCACACGACCAGGACCCUACAAAGUGUCAUGAAUUGUCUCCCAAAGAGGUGAAGGAAAUGGAGCAAUUUGUGAAGAAGUACAAGAACGAGGCUCUGGGAGUAGGCGACGUCAAACUUCCCCGUGAGGUGGUGGAUCAAGGCCCCAACCAAAUGUACAUCCCUGGUGGAGACCGAAGCACUUCUGCGGCCGUGGGGGCCAUGGAGAACAAAUCUCACGAGCACAGAAGAACUCACUAUGCCUGCUAUUGCUGCAAAAUGAAUAUGAAGGAAGGAGAUCCAGCCAUCUAUGCAGAAAGGGCUGGCUAUGACAAACUGUGGCACCCGGCUUGCUUCGUCUGCAGCAUCUGCUAUGAACUCCUGGUCGACAUGAUUUACUUCUGGAAGAAUGAGAAGCUGUAUUGUGGCCGACAUUACUGUGACAGUGAGAAACCCCGGUGCGCUGGCUGUGAUGAGCUAAUAUUCAGCAAUGAGUAUACCCAGGCAGAGAACCAGAACUGGCACCUGAAACAUUUCUGCUGCUUUGACUGUGACAACGUCCUAGCAGGGGAAAUAUACGUGAUGGUCAAUGACAAACCUGUCUGCAAGCCCUGCUAUGUGAAGAAUCAUGCUGUGGUAUGUCAGGGAUGCCACAAUGCCAUUGAUCCAGAAGUCCAGCGGGUGACCUACAAUAACUUCAGCUGGCACGCAUCCACUGAGUGCUUCCUGUGCUCCUGCUGCAGCAAGUGUCUCAUUGGGCAGAAGUUCAUGCCAGUAGAAGGGAUGGUUUUCUGUUCGGUGAAGUGUAAGAAGAUGAUGUCUUAAGGGCACCGAGAAGUAUCAGCUCUCCAUGUUGGUCUGCAUUUCUACUGUAAAAUCCAAUUUGAAACAAUAAAAAGCAAAAAAGGACAUGUAAA
Molecule: messenger RNA, 1485 nt
Organism: Otolemur garnettii (small-eared galago)
Lineage: Eukaryota; Metazoa; Chordata; Mammalia; Primates; Galagidae
Gene: TES
Product: testin LIM domain protein
Exons: 7
Coding region: 128-1393 (421 amino acids)
Molecular function (GO): zinc ion binding
Source: RefSeq, a predicted model, not a curated record